This is a messenger RNA of Prosopis cineraria, 2326 nucleotides long. Its product is annotated as protein VASCULAR ASSOCIATED DEATH 1, chloroplastic-like. The record is from RefSeq and is a predicted model, not a curated record. Gene Ontology annotation, biological process: negative regulation of programmed cell death. The transcript is spliced from 18 exons. The coding region runs from base 176 to 2065 and encodes 629 amino acids. NCBI's taxonomy places the organism in Eukaryota, Viridiplantae, Streptophyta, Magnoliopsida, Fabales, Fabaceae.
CUGAACUACUGACGUUUGACUCUACCCGUAACUCCAUGCUCACGUUCUGAACGUUUCCGUUCUCCGAACGCUUGAAUUUCAGCUUCUCCAACAACCACCGACCUGGCCUCUCUCUCUCUUCUUCGCUCUUUUUCCAGAUCUCUUCCUCUCUCUUUCUGUCGUUUUCUUCCAUUCUAUGGCUGUCGCCGCCGCCGAAGCCGGCGGCAUGAGUGAACCGCAGACUCAGCGUAUGGAUGCCUCGCCUUCGGGAUCACUCUCCGGCAUACCAUCGUCGUCCGCUUCGCCCUCUAAUGGUCUUGAUCGGAGCCAGUCUAGCAAUUCUUUGCAGAACCCUCGUCAAGAUGCUGAAAUUGAUGAGUCUCCGGACGUAUUGAAGAGCGAAGAGUAUCGUCAAUUGUUUCGCCUUCCGCCGGAGGAGGUCCUUAUUGAAGAUUUUAACUGCGCCCUCCAGGAAAAUAUAUUAAUUCAGGGUCAUAUGUACCUGUUUGUAAAUUUUAUUUGUUUUUACUCAAACAUAUUUGGGUUUGAGACAAAGAGAGUAAUCCCACUUGAUGAAGUAACCAGUGUACGGAAGGCAAAAACAGCAGGACUCUUUCCUAAUGCCAUUGAAAUUUUUGCUGGAGGCAAGAAGCAUUUUUUUGCAUCCUUUCUGUCCCGCGAUGAAGCAUUUAAUAUCAUUAAUGAUGGGUGGUUGCAACAUCGCAAUGCUGCCAAAGCCAGUACUGAGCAGCAGGAAGCAAUAUCUGAAUCUAGCAGCCAAGAGAACGGAUUUAUAGCUAUUGAAAAAGCGAACAAUUCUGAGAUCCUAGACAAUGAAUCACUCGCUACCAAUCUGAGCAAAGAUAAUUCCAGCCAAGACAAUGAAUCCAUGGAAGUUUCAGAGCAGCAAUCUGGUGUAACUGAUGUUACAGAAACUGUAUCAAACAACGCUGAUUUAGGAGCUACCUGGAAUUGGAAGGAAGAGAAUAUUGAUGCUCCAAAAAUACCGGAAGCUUAUACAAAUGUUGCAGAAUCAAAGUUUCCGAUAAAGGUGGAGGACUUCUUUAGGUACUUUUUAUCAGACGACGCUGUUAAUUUUCAUGAGUUGUUUCAUGAAAGAUGUGGAGAUAAAGACUUGAAGUGUACUUCAUGGCAGUCUCAAGAAGUUGGGUAUACCCGGGAAAAGUCAUUUCAACAUCCAAUAAAACUUUACCUUGGAGCGAAAUUUGGUGGUUGUCAUGAAGUUCAGACACUGCGAAUCUACAAGAACAGUCAUGUGGUUUUAGAGACAUCACAAGAAGUCAGUGGCGUACCUUAUGCAGAUUAUUUCCGUGUUGAGGGAUGGUGGGAUGUCCAGAAAGACAACAAUGAAUCAAAAGAGUGCUGUGUUUUGCGGGUUUAUGUGGAUGUUGCAUUUUCGAAGAACACUAUAUGGAAAGGCAAAAUAGUACAGUCAACAAUUGAAGAAUGCCGAGAAGCUUAUGCUACAUGGAUAAACAUGGCUCAUGAGUUGUUGAAGCAAAAGAACCUUGAAAAACAAGAAGAGAGCGCUCCUACUGCUGGCGGGGCACAAACUAGCGCGGUAAAUUUAGAUAGUGAACAAAUAGCCGGAGGAUCUUCAGAGAGUUCACAAGAGCCAAAUAACCCUGGAAUUCUACCCCUUACAUCUGACAUCGUUCGUUCUAAUCGCAACGUUGACAGCCAGUUGCAAGGAAAUCUGAUUGACUCAACGUCUAUUUCAUGCAUGUUAAGAGAAUGCGUGACAAAGUUCCGGUCUUGUUUAAAAAGUCAGAGCCAUCUCUCGCUAUUCCUAGUUAUCAUUUUUGCUGUUAUCUUCUUUAUGCAGCAGUUUAGCAUACUUAUACUGUUGUCGAGGCCCCAACAGAUCCAUGUGAGCACUCCAACAGAUUAUGUGAAUAGGAUGGAAUAUGGAGUGAGCAGAAGCGCUUCAGAUAUAGCUUGGUUGGAGAAAAGGAUUCACUUCCUGAAAGAUGAGAUGUACAUGAUUGAGACUAGGCUUGAGAGAAUGAGGUACGAGCAUGCCCUCUUGAAAAAGCAACUCAAAGAUCUAGAGCUAGAUAAAUAGAUCAAUGGACACCCACCAAACUUUGAUUCAUGUAGUUGUUUGUUGCAUUCCUUCCUUGUAAAUAAGAAAAAUGUAAUACCUAGGCAUGAGAGAGAGGAAAAGUUAAAAAAAAAAAAAAUUGUUGCAGCAUGCUAGCUGGAUUUUCACUCGGCUUUUUGUUGAUAGAGAAAUUUCUGACUUCGCGGCCAAAAGAGAGCCAAAGGAAGCCUGCAAUGUGUAAUUUUUUUUUUUAAAGUACAAAUGACAGUCCAUGGGUUUAAA